This is a messenger RNA of Copidosoma floridanum, 1704 nucleotides long. RefSeq lists its product as uncharacterized. Lineage: Eukaryota; Metazoa; Arthropoda; Insecta; Hymenoptera; Encyrtidae. The record is from RefSeq and is a predicted model, not a curated record. Gene Ontology annotation, biological process: autophagosome-lysosome fusion.
AUGAGAUAUCUCAAGUGCAAGUUUCCAGAGAGUUGGAACGGAAGGUGGUUUCAGUACGGCAAAGAGGGUCCCGUCAUAGUGAAUUCGACGCAUCUGCUCGACAGGAAGUGCAUCGAGAACAACCAGGACACGUACAUCACUUACGAGGAAAACCCAGCGGACAGCGAGUGCUACCGAUGCAUGCUAUUCACCGAGCGGGACGUGAACGUCAUCCAGUACCGUGAAUCCUUUUGCUUCCCGCACCACACGUCGAUCGACUUUGCCUGCCAGGAGCUGCGCUCGGACGACAGUUUGAACUCGAUGUUCCGGCUGGACUCGAAGCCGAUCCCGUGCCCCUUCGCCGGACCACCGUUCAGUUUCAGCUACAAUCGGGGCCACGGCGAGUGCAAGGCCCUAGAGAACCAGGUCGAGAGCUGCACCGACGAGAGCAAGCUCCUGCUCAAGUACCAGGCCUGCGCCGACAUACAGGGAGCCGAGAGCAGCACCGAGGAGCUGCAGUGCCUGGCCGUGUGGAAGGACGGGCGCAACAUGUACCUGCUCGGGACUUUGAAGGUGGCCGGCAGCGAAGAGGAGACCUUCAGAUGCUUCCUCUACGAGAAAAUCCACCGGGACAAGAAAAUCGGCUACCUCAUCUCCCAGUCGGGGGAUCCGAGCUGCAAUGGCCUCACCUCCGUCACGGAGGGCGCCCCGACCUUCAAUUUCACAAAAGAGGAAAAGGAGCACGUGAGGUGCAAGUAUCCGUCUUGGGUGACGCAGCACCACGACUGGCACUUUUUGGACGGCUCGAGGAACUAUCACUUCACGACGGGCAACUCGACGCUCAAGGUCACCUUCAAGGACGACAAUCGCGAGGAAAAAGUCGUCUGCCACAACCUCGAGAAGAUGCACCCGAGCGACGAGACAAAGGUCAAGCUCGUGGCUCACGUGACCAGCGGAUGCGACACGGGAUACGUGUGCAUGAUAUUUUACAAACGCGACGGCCACGUCAUCGAGGUCCAGCAGUCGAGUCACAAGACGAUCAUGCCCCACGAAGCGUGUCUGCUCGAGGACCCCUCGAAGCGUCCCUUCUCGACGCUGAUAACUUCGACGUUGCACAAGCGCUCGUGUCCCCAGCCGGGCCGGUACACAGUGCUGGACCUGGUGUCGUCGCCGCAGUUGAAAAUGGCACGGCGCCAUCGGCGAUUCGCCCGGGCGCUGGCUCAGAGCAGCUGGAAGGAAAGCAACGAGGCGACCGGCAACGUUGACUCCGACGACUGCCAGAACGCCGAUGUGCAGAUCGGCUGCACGUCCAGCGGCCAGAACGAAAUGAUCAUCCAGGAGUCGUGCAAAACCAACGAGAUGGUUUCAGCGUACUCGUGCCACGGGAGCUGGGAGGAGAACGGCACCUCGUACACGAUAGUGUCGCGCAACAAGACAAACAGCGAGCGGGAGACGCUGUGCGUCUCGAUGCGCCUGACCGAGAGUACCAAAGAACUUCCGGGCAAGGUGGGCAGGGUCGAGCAGCAGGAGCUUUGGCUGUCGAGGCCGAGGAGCUUCUGCCAACGCGGCGCGACGGACCAGUGGACCUACAAACUCGCCAACCAGGGUGUUUGCGAGGAAGUGAUGCGGGCAGCUUCGAGCUCGGCCUCGUCGUCGUCCCCGACGAGGGUCUCGCUUGUCCUGUCGAUCGGCCUGACACUGCUGUGCAGCGUAUUGUCGAGAUGA